Messenger RNA from Polypterus senegalus (gray bichir), 1922 nucleotides. RefSeq lists its product as uncharacterized. The transcript is spliced from 11 exons. The coding region runs from base 170 to 1504 and encodes 444 amino acids. The record is from RefSeq and is a predicted model, not a curated record. Lineage: Eukaryota; Metazoa; Chordata; Cladistia; Polypteriformes; Polypteridae.
GGGAAGACAGUGUCCUGAAAAAGCUGCCUUCCCCUAUCCUGAAUGAGCUGCCGGCCGUCUGCCACAACAUUUAGAAGGGAUCAGAUGACCCACCUUCAGACCACAUGAAGAAGAGAGAGGCAGUGGUGGGGCUGAGCUUCACGAUUUUAUCUGUUUCCUUUUUCACAAGAUGGAGAGAAAGAUAAACAGCGAAGGCUUCGACAACACGAGAUUUGACCACAAAUGUAAAAAAAAAAAAAAUGUCCUGCCGACAAGUGAGAUGAACAAGAUGCCUGCUGACUCCUCCACAUUUUCUUACUGUUCAGUAGCCCACUAUGUGGUGCUAUCUCUCCAAUUUCACAAAUCCAUUUCCUCUUUUUUUUUUUUUAAUGAGGCCCUUCCUCAGUCAUUUCUCCUUUUUAUUUCAUUUUGUGCUCCUGGCUCAGUCACCAUGCAGUGUCUCUGCGUUCUUCUCCUCGUCACAAUCUGCCAUGUGAGGACUUCUGCUACGCAGGGCUCACUGGAGAAGCCGCACCUCAGUUUGGACGUGAAGUCCCUGCUAACAGGUGGAAGGCUCACUGCUCACUGUCCAACAAACGUCACUCCUGGUGGAGUAACCUGCAGCCUGUAUGUAGGAAACACCUCUGUGACCUCAGAGACGACGACUGGAGACACGUGUGACUUUGAGGUGUCCAGGAGUCAACUGGACGGAGACCCGGUCACCUUCAAGACAGUACAGCUGAGCUGUGAUUAUCAGCCCAACGGAGGCACAGGGGAUCAACGCUCACCACGCAGUGACCCCAAAGAGCUGCUGCUAUUAGCUCCAUUACAGAAGGCCACCCUACAGGUGACACCGACAUCCAUCACUCUGGAGGAGAAGAUUCAGAUUUCCUGUGAAGUGAAUAAAAACCACACUGGAGUGAAGUGCCAGCUGUAUGACAAUGAGACCAAACUGGAGGACGGGCAGUGCAGGUGGACAAUGACAGGGAGGCAGCUGAUGAAUGGGACUGGGCCUGGAAUGGUGCUGCUGACCUGCGACUACACGCUGGACGUGUGGCAGAAACAACCGGAUAUUAAAGAUCAAUUUGACACACGCAGCAACAGAGUGACAGUGACUGUGACAGACCCUGGGCCGAGUCAGACCACACAGACAGAUUUUACUUCUGCUGGAACUUCAACGGGAAAUGAACCACAAGAUCAGGAGUCAAACAAAACAAGUUCUCUCCCUCUGUACCUCGGUACCGGCUUUGCUGUUCUGGCCUUCUUCAUCCUAGUGGGGACGAUGUUGAUCUGCAACAGGAGAAAACAGAAGUCUAAGAGGUCAUCCUCUAUGGUCAGCACCACUUAUUUUGAUGUUCCUGCUGUAGCAAAAAGGCCUACAGGAGAGAUUCAGACCGUCUAUGUGACUGCCACUAUUUCGGGCGCUGGCAGCGAUGUGGUGAAAUUGAAUCAACUAGAAGGAGAGGAUCCCGAGGGGGCUUAUGCUACGAUCGACAGCCUGGAAAUAGUGGAGCCCACCAAGUGAUUAAUACAGGACUGGGUGCAGCUCUUGGCUUGGUUACCCUGUGCGUGGGUGGUCCCCCUGUUUUGCAACUGCCAACCUUAAAUGAGUGUGAAUGUGUGUGUGUGUGUGUGCCAUGUGAUGGUGGCCUGGCACUCCAUCCAGAGUGGGUUGCUGCCAGGAUAGGCUUCAGCACCCUACAGCCCUAAAAUUAGGUUCAAGAUUUUCAAGAGAUUGCCUUCUUCAGUUCUGUGGUCAACCAGAGCCAGUCCUGGACAUGAGGACAUAUCAGGCACCACAAGGCACACUUGGUGCAACCAAAGGCCACGUCACAAUUGACAAUUGACAGUCGGAAGCAGUUGGUGACCCACUCCCGUUAAUACAAUACAAUUUAUUUUUUGUAUAGCCCAAAAUCACACAAGAAGUGCCGCAAUGGGCUUUA